AUGUCUCCGAUAUGCGUGCAUACUGUAUAGAUAUAUUGUACGCAAACCCCCAUUCACUUCUCAACGUACAAGUCCAAACGAUCGACGCGGUAUGAAGUGAGAUUUUAUGCAUUAAUCGGUCUCUGUGAAACAAACGCGUAGUGCAAAUGUGAUUUAAAGGAAUAUUUCCCGUAGACCUGGACCAAGAAAUAAGACCUUCUCCAGUGAGGAGAGACGAGACAAACUAGGACGCUGUAGACAAGGAGGAAGGAAGGAGAGAACGAAAAAUCCCACCGAAUUUUUUGUAUAUAUGAUGAGUGCCAAAGCCGAUCCCUCCAAUACGACAACGACGACGACGUCACAGUGUGACUGUCCAGAAAAGAUGAACCAUCACAGCAUUCUAUACACGUUAUUAUCAUCAGGGACAUCGACGACCACAGCAACGUCGUCAUCGCCGAAUCCGGCAGCGACGGACGAUGUGUGUCAACCUAAUUCGGAAGAAGAGAAGGCCGGGGGUAAGGAACAGGAGGCAAUAUAUUCAUGGGAUUGCACAAUGAGGGCGCCCCACUUGACGCAGACUCUACCCACGAUCAUCAAACUCAAACACUCGGAGGAGGUGUGUCCGUACGCGGCCCAGCUCCUCCUCAAAACCGUGGAUUUCAUCCGGAAUCUACCCGCGGUGCUGUGUCUCUCACGGAGCGAUCGUGUACGACUUCUCCAGCACUGCUGGUCAGAACUCCUUAUUCUUACCAUGGCGCAAUGUGAGUUCCACAUACAAGUGGAAAAAGUUUCUUUUCCCAAAGACUUGCAAGAUAAUACCACCAAUGUAAAUAAUAAGCCCACAUCUACGGUGACAUCCGUUGCCAGAUCGUGUUCGGAAAAGGAUUGUCGUGAGGGCGCCCUACUGAAAUAUAUUAUUGCAACACAAGGAAUUCCCACCACGUCGGACAUAGAUACUUUAAAUGCUUUUUUCCAAAAGUGUCAGACACUGGAGAUCGACGAUAAAGAAUUCGCGUAUCUGAAAUCAACCAUAUUCUUCAAUCCAGGUAAGAAAGUACAAAAGUUCUAAAAGUUUUUUUUGGGAGGGGGGGGGGGGGGAAAUACCAGGGCUAUUUAUAGUUUUGCAUAAAGUAUUGCACCUUAAUGCAUGCUGGAGAUAUUACAAAGCGCUUGUGUUUUAAAUUUCUCUUGUGCUUAACUCCUGAAGUAAUCAGAAUUAUAUUUUUUUCAUUAAUUUGAGAUUGUAGCUCUAAGAAUAAAAGACGAGUCUGGUGGUUCAUCCUCCUAUGGAAUAAUAGAGGCCGUUCUCAUUACGCUUUCUAAAACUAGUUUACUGGAAACCGAUUCAGGAAACCGAUUCAGGAAACCAGUUUGGAAGAUCGCUUUGCUAGCAUUCCCACUUGAUCGCGCGAAAUACGAAACCGCAGCGUAGGCAUUCUACACCUGUCGUUGGAGUAGCACGCACAAAAUAAGCGAAGAUCGCUUCCCGAAAAACGGUUGUGUCCUCACUUGUGCUAAAACCAGUUUACCGAGGCGAAGCGAUCUUGAAAACUACAUCGCGAGGUGGUUUUCUGAACUGGUUUGGAAGAUCACUUCCAAGACCACUUCGACCGUUCUCACUACGCGUUAAACUAGUUUCCACUCUCCACUAAACUAGUUUCCAGUAAACUAGUUUAAGGAACGUAGUGAGAACGGUGUCUUAGACAUGGCAUGAUUGUGAAGACUCAGUUCUUGCCUUGAACUUGCCAGAAGACUUGGCCGUACAAAAAGUGAUUAUACAUGUACAUUUUGGUACUUGUACCGGCUAUGUCCUAUCUCUUUUGUGUCUACCAGAUGUAUUUGGACUUGUCUAUACACUGUAGUUUUAAUGAUCGAUUCAUAUUCUUAUUGAAAGUAAAUAAAAAUAUUGUGAUGUGGUUCCGUAGAGGUUGGGAAGAUUGGCGAGUUCUCAAGAAACCGUCAGUGAGGUGUAAUCUGAUGCAACUAAACCAUAUUUGUUAACAUCCCUGUAUCAUGUGGUAGUACCGUAGUGCCCGGCACAUAUAGAGUAUGCAUGGAUCUUCAAAUUUUUUCAAAUUCAAAGUUGUUUUAUUUUAUUUUCAACAGAACAAAAUAAAAUGGUCGUGAAUAAUUACAAUGACAUUUGCAAAUUAAACUUAUACAAACAAUGUAAAUUGAGGUAGGUACGAUGUUUGAUAUUUUUCAUAAGUAAAACAAAUUAUUAUACAAAUUAUGCAAAUUAUCAUACACAUUAUACAGGGAAUAAUUUUUCUGGUAUUGCAUGAUUCGCAUCGCAAUUUGCUCCACAUUUUUGAAAGACUGCUAUGCAUAAAGUGUUUGUAUAGCAUAUUUUUACAUAGGACUGUACAUUAGGCCUACUUAGUUGAGAGCUUUUCUCUCAUUUGCCAUUCAAAUUUGUAAAGCAAAAUUAUUCCCUGUCAUAAAGAUCUGAGAAAAUGGAGGGAUCCACUAAAAACAUUGGAUGUACAGUACAUCAGCCAUUAUUAUGUUUAAAUUGAAAUGCACAGAAUCAAGCCUGUUCUUUUGCAGAUGAUAUUAAACCAAUGAAGACGAAGGCGAUGGUUUGUGCCAUUUGAUCAGGCUGAGGGCACAGUAUGCCUUUGCACCUGGAGUUUUGAUGGCAUGGGAGGUUGUUGAUUUUUUUUUUUUUUACUGUGCGGGGAGAAUGGAUGGUAGUGCAAUGUCAUGGAUACGGCAGGCCUGAGGAUUGGGGUGAGAGGGAGAGAGAGAGAGAGUGUGUGUGAGGGAGGAGAGAGAGAGAGGGAGAAUGGAAGAGAUAGGGAGGGGUGAGGAGAGGGGAAAAAGAGGUGGAAGGUAUAUGUAGAGUGGGGGGGGGUGGGGGUGAUGUUUAGAGGAAGGGGGUUAUGACAAGGAGUAUGAGAUACAUGGCGAUG
This is a messenger RNA of Lytechinus pictus (painted urchin), 2894 nucleotides long. Its product is annotated as nuclear receptor subfamily 0 group B member 1-like. Gene Ontology annotation, cellular component: cytoplasm; nucleus. Gene Ontology annotation, molecular function: transcription factor binding; transcription corepressor activity. The transcript is spliced from 2 exons. Gene Ontology annotation, biological process: negative regulation of transcription by RNA polymerase II. The record is from RefSeq and is a predicted model, not a curated record. The coding region runs from base 290 to 1048 and encodes 252 amino acids. Lineage: Eukaryota; Metazoa; Echinodermata; Echinoidea; Temnopleuroida; Toxopneustidae.